Messenger RNA from Penicillium atrosanguineum, 1152 nucleotides. Its product is annotated as TauD/TfdA family dioxygenase. Bases 1 to 1152 code for a protein of 383 amino acids. Lineage: Eukaryota; Fungi; Ascomycota; Eurotiomycetes; Eurotiales; Aspergillaceae. Gene Ontology annotation, molecular function: oxidoreductase activity. The record is from RefSeq and is a predicted model, not a curated record. The transcript is spliced from 3 exons.
AUGGCGCCCGCUCUCACAGACUCUUUGCCAACGGCACCUCAUAACUUGUCAGCCCCGCUGGACAUCUUCCCUGAUGGCCUGAAAACCACCGGUCAACACCCUCCCAUCUAUGACGAGAUUUGCCCCUUCGACAAGUUCCCCCGUCAGAUCACUGGCCCAACAGUAUGGAAGGCCGAGGAUUAUCGCGAGCACCCCGAGAAGUGGACGCAUCGGUUCACUCCCGAGCAGAUCGAGGAGCUGAGCGCAGCUUCGGAUGCUUUCCUCGCAUCCAAGACCCCUAUGACCGGAAUUUCCAAGAGCAACUUCCGCCUUCCCAAGUUCGCAGACUACCUUGAAACCCUGCGCCUUGACCUCAUUGACGGAAAAGGCUUCAUUCUGUUCAAGGGCUUCCCCGUCGAGAAAUGGGGUAACCACAAGUCCGCCGUGGCCUACAUGGGUCUCGGUACCUACCUCGGCUACUUCGUUAGCCAGAACAGCCGCGGCCACGUUCUCGGUCACGUCAAGGAUCUCGGGGAAGACUCAGCCCAGAUUGACAAAGUCCGCAUCUACCGCACGAACGCUCGCCAAUUCUUCCACGCUGACGACUCCGACAUCGUCGGUCUCCUCUGCAUCCACCGCGCUCUCGAAGGCGGCGAAUCAGACCUGGUCUCCUCCCACAACGUCUACAACACUCUCGCCCUGGAACGCCCGGACGUACUGAAGACCCUAACCGAACCAAUCUGGUACUUUGACCGCAAGGGCGAAACCAGCACAGGCGAAGAAGAGUUCAUCCGCACAAGCGUCGUCUACCUCGAGCGCGGCGAGAAUGGCCGUGUCUACACAAAAUGGGAUCCAUACUACGUGCGGUCUCUAGGCCGCUUCUCCGACGCCGGAAUUAUUCCGCCCUUGUCCGAUGCCCAGAAUGAAGCAUUGGAAGUUCUCGAGGAGGUUUGCAACAGACUCAGUCUGCAUAUGAUUCUUGAGGUGGGCGAUAUUCAGUUCUUGGCGAAUUCGCAUAUCUUGCAUGCUAGGACUUCGUAUGUGGACCAUGCGCCGCCUAUGCCCAGACGGCAUCUUAUGCGGCUUUGGUUGGCGACGCCCGAGCAUGAGGGCGGUUGGAAGUUGCCUUUUUGGGAUAGUAAUGAGAAGAAGAGGGGGGGGUAUUCAGGUUGA